UCCUCCUCACUCACACACGGACACAUCUUUGUAACAGCAGCGUGGUCGCAUGUUCACUUAGGUGUAGAGAAGAAGUGAAGAAGAGUUUCCAUCAUGGCGUCCUUCGUGUCGGAAGAGAGUCUGUCCUCCCCUCUUGCUGCUCGAUCUCUCCCCCAGCAGGAGCUCUCCUCUCUGGGUGUCGACCCGUCUGACUUCAGCCUGUACAGUCCUCAGGCUGCUCAUGAGUCCGGCCUUUGUGCGGCCCCGUGGACCUUAAACGACCACAGUGAGCCCUACCUCUGCUUCAAUAUCCCCACCCCAAGACCCGCCCCCUCAGGACUCCCCUCUGUGUUUGGAGGCUUCUUUCCUCCCCUGCACCCCGGCAGCCCCUGGUUCUCCCUGUCGACUCCAGAUGAAGUUCUGCGACUGGUCCGCCCGCCCUACUCUUACUCAGCCCUCAUCGCCAUGGCCAUACAGAGUGCGUCCGAGCAGCGGCUGACGCUCAGUCAGAUCUACCAGUACGUCUCCGACAACUUCCCCUUCUACAGCCGCAACAAGGCCGGCUGGCAGAACUCCAUCCGCCACAACCUGUCACUCAACGACUGCUUCCGGAAGGUUCCCCGGGACGAAACCGACCCAGGUAAAGGUAACUACUGGACUCUGGAUCCAAACUGUGAGAAGUCGUUUGACAACGGAAACUUUCGCCGAAAGAGAAAGAGGAAGGCUGACAACAUGACCACUGAAGAGAAACCCUCUUCCUCCCCCUCCGCCUCCCCCUCGUCUCUCUCUGAAUCCUCCUCCUCAGAACCCAGCCCUAAAAUUCCCAGCAGGCACUGCAGCAGCGGUGACUUUCCUGCGUUCUCAAGCUGCCCCCCCGACAUCAACAGCUUCCUGUGUCACCUCCAGGACUCCUUCCCAUCUCCUCAUCCCCCUCCUCACACAGACUCCCCCUCCCUGUACAUGCAGGUACCGAACCACGCCUCCCCCCCUCCUCCUCCUCAGGGAUACGUCUCCUCUUACUCGCCGGGUGCUGUGGUGCCUCAGUGGGACUCCUGCAGCUCCUCUCCUCCUCUCUACUCCUCCCCAUCUCCUCCUCUCUUCACCUCCUCCCAGUUGACCCAGUCACACUUCCCCUCCCUUGGUGACCCUCACCCCGGCUCUCCCCCGCUCUAUACCGACCUGCAGACGGCGUCUUGCCUCCUGCCGGAGCUCCAGGAAGCCCAGCAGCUUCUUCAGGCCCAUUGUGAGACUUUGUUCUCAGGUGGCUUCUCUGACACUCUGCCCCUCGACCCUCUGGUUCUCCAGCAGUGACACACCUGAUGUGACACCUGAUGUUUCGCCUGUUUACACUAAGAACUGAUAUAAAUCAUUCAGGUGGAUGUUUGAAAUAUGCACUGAGCUGUAAUGUGUUUGAAUGUUUGUAUUUAUCGUUUUUUAUUUCUUCUAAAUGUUCAAAUUAAAAUUGAAUGUUUUAAAGUGUUUAUAUGAACUUGAUGUUUGUGUUUGGAAUUA
Labrus mixtus (cuckoo wrasse) is the source of this 1491-nucleotide messenger RNA. RefSeq names its product forkhead box I3a (gene foxi3a). Bases 94 to 1290 code for a protein of 398 amino acids. The record is from RefSeq and is a predicted model, not a curated record. Gene Ontology annotation, biological process: regulation of transcription by RNA polymerase II; anatomical structure morphogenesis; cell differentiation. Lineage: Eukaryota; Metazoa; Chordata; Actinopteri; Labriformes; Labridae. The transcript has 2 exons. Gene Ontology annotation, molecular function: RNA polymerase II cis-regulatory region sequence-specific DNA binding; DNA-binding transcription factor activity, RNA polymerase II-specific.